AUGAAAAAUAAUUCCUUCUCUCCGGCUGUGUUCAUUUUGGAUUGCUUGAACCAUUACGAACAGCGGAGUUUGAUAACUGCAGUACUCUUCUUGAUGUACUUGGUAACUCUUGUUGGAAAUGUGCUGGUGAUACUCGCCAUCUCCUUGGACCAUCAACUCCAAACACCUAUGUAUUUUUACAUCAUCAUUCUUGCCUUUAUAGACCUGACUUGUAGCACCAACAUCAUCCCAAGAAUGUUGUGUGCCAUACUCUUUGACCAAGUAGUGCCAAACCCUGCCUGCUUUACACAAUUAUAUACUGUGCAUCACUUGGAAGUUAUGCAGACAUUUCUAUUGACUUUCAUGGCUUAUGAUCGCUAUGUUGCCAUUGCCUAUCCUCUCAGAUAUGCGUCAAUCGUUACAAACAAAACAGUUGCAGCAUCUUUUAUCCUGUCAAACAUUAUGGGAUUUAUAGUGGUCAUACCAUUUUUAGUACUAGUCAGUGAUUUAGAAUUCUGUCGUACAAAUGUAGUGCCCUUCUGCAUGUGCGACUAUGUCACAAUGGUCCGUAUUGCCUGUGUGGAUUAUAUUAAUUACAUUAUUCCUAGUUCCAUUGUCUGUGCCGUUUUGCUCUUAUGCCCUUUAGCCACCAUUCUCUUUUCUUACAGCAUGAUAGUUCAGGCUGUGAUGAAGAUCUCUAAAGAAGGAAGGAAGAAAGCUUUCAGCACAUGCCUCACCCAUUUAAUGGUUGUCGGGAUAUUUUAUAUUCCACUUUUUAUCGCUUAUGUUUUGCCAUCGACGGGAAAGACUGCAGAAGAGUACAACAUUAUCGUAAUCAUUCCCUGCAUUAUUCCGCCAAUGUUUAAUCCGAUCAUAUAUAGCCUCAGAAACAAAGAGAUGAAGAACAGCAUCCUAAAGCUCUUAUUUAGACGAAGAAUCAUUCCCGAGUCAACUAAACAUCAAAAGUAA
This is a messenger RNA of Polypterus senegalus (gray bichir), 948 nucleotides long. Its product is annotated as olfactory receptor 24-like. Gene Ontology annotation, biological process: G protein-coupled receptor signaling pathway. The record is from RefSeq and is a predicted model, not a curated record. The coding region runs from base 1 to 948 and encodes 315 amino acids. Gene Ontology annotation, cellular component: membrane. Gene Ontology annotation, molecular function: G protein-coupled receptor activity; olfactory receptor activity. The transcript has a single exon. NCBI's taxonomy places the organism in Eukaryota, Metazoa, Chordata, Cladistia, Polypteriformes, Polypteridae.